CGCCCCCCCCCGAAAACGACUCGCAGGACGCGCGACAUGCACGCGCAACUGUCAACGGCGCGCGACUGAAGUAGGCUACCAGAGAAACGCCGUUGUUGUUUUUUUGUUUGUUUGUUUGUGGAUAUGUGUAUAGUCAAACACAUUACACGCUGUUUGUUUCAUUAAAACGGUAAAAGUUUUAUUUGGAAAUGUUCUCUCGGAAGAGAAAGGAGUUGACUAAAACGCCUUCGGUUUCAAAGAAGUCUCAGUCAGGAAAUCCUGGAGCUCACUGCACCCCGCUCUCGGUUCUUCAGGAGCAGCCUCAGAGAGACACUAUCGAUGGUGCGUCCUCGCUGGCAGUGCCGGAUCUGGCGGUUCUGUCCUCAUGUCCCGGCACUCCCUCCAUCAUCCACAGUAAGCUCAUGGCAUCACCCACUGCCAACCUGAAGCGCUCUACAGGACUUAGCCGCCAUGCCAGCGCUGCAGGGUUUCCAUUUCAGACCGCCGGAGCCUGGGGCUUCAACAGGAACCAAGGGAAGUGUUUUGAGAGCACCGAGGGGACCGCCAUCGACGUAGAGGACAUCCCGCCUUUACUGAGGGACGUGGCACGCUUCGCAGAGGCUGUAGAGAAGCUCAAGGAUGUGGUGCUGUACGAAGAUAAGGAGUCUCGGAGGGCGGUAGCACACGAGCAUUUGGGGGAGGUGUUGCGCAUCCUGCGGCAGGUGAUCAGCACCUAUCCUUUACUCAACACCGUGGAGACACUCACCGCUGCUGGCCGGCUCAUCUCUCAGGUCAAAGGCUUCAGUUACGAAGGCAGAAAUGAGGCACAGAAGAAGGACUUUGAAAAAGCCAUCGAGACCAUCGCAGUCGCCUUCAGCAGCAAUGUAUCUGAGCUGCUGAUGGGUGAGGUGGACAGCAGUACCCUCCUGUCUGUGCCUCCCACUGAGAAGAGCAGGUCUAUGGAGAACCUGUCCGGACUACCCAUGGGACAGGGUGUGGAGGGAGGGAGCCGACGCAACCAUGAGGACUGUAUGAUGAGCCCGGAGCAGGUGGACAUCCUCCUGCAGCACAGUGAAGGAGGAGUGGAGUCAGCUUUGGGCUACGCAAAGGCCAUCGCCAAGUACAUGAAAGACAUCAUAAGCUACGUGGACAAGCGCAUUGUGCUCGAGAUGGAGUUCGCUAAAGGUAUUCAGAGGCUGUAUCAGUCAAGCAAGCAGAGCUUCACACAGAUCCCUAUGCCUUUGCUGUCGAUCUAUUCUCUGGCUCUGGAGCAGGACUUGGAGCAGAGUACGGGUGUGCAGCAGUCCAUAAACUCUGUGCUCACACACUCUUUUCUACAGCCUCUGAUGCAGCGUAAACAGGAACAUGAGAAGAAGCGUCGAGAGAUUAAAGAGCAGUGGCAGAGGGCCAAGAGGAAACUGGGAGACGCCGAGAACAACCUGCGUAAAGCGCGCCAGCUGUACCUGACCCGCUGCGAGGAAUACGAAAAGGCACGGAACGUGGCCAAUAAGGUGGAGGAAGAACACUGCGGAACAGGAAGCGGCUCCACCCACAAGACUCUGGACAGGAAGAGACGACACGAAGAGGAGGCCCGCAACAAGGCCGAGGAGGCUGAGGCCACAUACCGCACAUGCAUUGCUGAUGCCACCACUCAGCAGCAGGAGCUGGAAGACGUGAAGGUGAACGUGCUGAAACAGAUCCAGGACGUCAUCAGACAGAGUGACCAGAUACUGCGCGCAUGCACCAUAUCGUACUACCAGAUCCUGCACAUGCAGACGGCGGCGUUGCCCGUGCAUUACCAGACACUGUGCGAGAGCUGUAAGCUUUACGAUCCUGGCCAGCAGUAUGCUGCACACGUCAAAAACCUGCAGCUCAGCACGGAGCGGGUCACAGUGUUCCAGUUCGAGCCGUACUCCGCCUCAGGCACACAUCCUGUUCGCACCCGUCAUGAUAGCAUCACUGACGACCAGCAGCACAGCAACACGGAGACCCCACACACCAACGAGCUGGUGGUGUCUGCAGAAGGGGGCGUGGUCAAGACCAGAAGAGAUCGAGCUCAACAGGCCCAUAAGUCCUGGCCCUCGAUGAUGAGUGACACAGACAGUGUAGGAGGAGGAAGUGGACUGGGUUCUCCUACCACCAGCUCAGGAGAUGUCUCAAAGGCUCCAAGACCGGUAUCAGCUGGAACCUUGUCUUCCAACGAGGACAUCGAGGAGAAUGAUGGCAAUGUGACAUCUUUUGAACAAAGUAUGAAUGGGAUUGAACCAGAGAUGACUGUGUCCACCGGGCCGUUUCGAAACGUGGGUCUAUCCAGAGCUGCCAAGACACACCGUCUACGGAAACUCCGCACGCCGUCCAAGUGCCGCGAAUGUGACAGCUAUGUGUACUUUCAGGGAGCAGAGUGUGAGGAGUGUUUUCUGGCCUGCCAUAAGAAGUGUCUGGAGUCCCUGGCUAUCCAGUGUGGCCACAAAAAGCUGCAGGGUCGACUACAGCUGUUCGGCCGAGAUUUCUCCCAGGUGCUGCAGGGCGACUCGGAGGGAGUACCCUUCAUCAUCAAGAAGUGCAUCCAGGAGAUCGAGAGGAGAGCGCUCAGGAUGAAGGGAAUAUACCGUGUAAAUGGAGUGAAGACACGUGUGGAGAAGCUGUGUCAGGCGUUUGAGAACGGCAAAGAGCUGGUGGAACUUUCUCAAGCGUCUCCACACGAUAUCAGCAACGUACUCAAACUCUACCUGCGACAGCUGCCUGAGCCCAUUAUGCCGUUCCGCAUGUAUAACGAGCUAAUGGGGCUGGCGAAGGAGAGUCUGCACGCCGAGGGCCCAGACAGAGGAGACAGUGCGAAAGGUCCUGAGCUGCUGGAUCAGGGAGCGGAGACCGACCCCAAGGUGCUCAACCUGGUAGAGAAACUCCGAGAACUGCUGAAAGAUCUCCCACCAGGCAACACCGCCACACUGAAAUACAUCGUACGACACCUGUGCAGAGUGGCUGAGUUAGAGGACGAUAACAAGAUGAGCUUCAGUAAUCUGGGCAUUGUGUUUGGACCGACCCUGAUGAGACCCAAACCCACAGGCGCCACCAUUUCCCUCUCCUCCCUGGUGGACUACCCUCACCAGGCCCGCAUCGUGGAGGCCCUCCUUGUCUUCAAAGAUCACAUCUUCAUCCCUUCAGACUCUCGGCCCACAUCCUCAACCUCCCUGAUCUUCACCAUCCAGAGCCAGGAGAGUACUGAUGGAGCUCAGGAGGUGGAGGAGGAGCAGAGCAGACUGAUCUCAGAGCAGGACUGUGUUAACUCUCUGGGUUCGUCCGGUUCCCGCGAGCGCUCUCUGGACUCGGACUCCGAUGGGGAGGACAUGGAGAAGGUGAGUAAACGCCGCAUUCUGGUAAGCCAGGAGAGCGAGACCAGCACGGAGGAUGACCAGCUAAGCCCCCGAGUGAGUCUGGAUCUGAGCGCAGUCGUCCCAGAGACCAUCCUCGAGCAGCCCAAUAAGACAGAUGACUUCAGUGGAGCAAGUGCAGAAGAGCUGGUAGACCAGUAGAGAUCAGAAACAUCAGUUCAUCCAUCCAUCCAUUUUCAGUCUGUAAUACUACUACGGUAGCUUUUGUUUUGGUUACUCUCAGCUGAAUCAGCGCACUCAUAAAAGUCUAAUGCACUGAAAAAUUCUUUUAAUCUUCUAACAGUUAUAUUUGUGAGACGGUGGAAAGUUAGGUCGUGUAUAUGACGGUGAUGUUUUAUACUCAUCCUUUCUAUUUGAAUGUUUUUAGGCACACUUCUCUUCUAUAAGGAGUGAAGGGAACAGAAAUGAUUUGAUAAAAGUGUUGGUAAGAAUGCAAGUGUGAAUUUAAGAAAGAUCGCGAUAAACAGUCUCGUGACCUUGUGAAAAAAAAUCUCGCGAGAUCUCUAAAACACUUAUUCCAUGUGUUCAGUUUUCCAACACUUUGCACAUCAUGAAAAGGGAAAAAAUGAAACAUGAUGAGCAUUAGAGGCUGCAUUAGUCCAUACAACUACUGAAUUUCCACACCCUUUUUCAGGUCUGGGAAAGAGUGCCACGAUAUCCCACUCUUUACCGUCAUUAUUUUCUAUUAAUCUCCUAAGUGGGGCUGGGCGAUAUGACAAAAAUAUCAUAUCGCGAUACUUCACCAUAACAACGAUCUCUGAAAAUUAAUUUAUCAUGUUGUCAAUAUUAUAUAUCGAUAUAUCGCUCAGCCCCACUCCAACGCUACAGUAAACAAGCAGGAACUCCAUGCACAAAGGUGGAAGUGACCAAAUAUUCUAUGAUUUUAAAAAAAGCUUGUAUUCAAAUGUAAAUGAAGUAACUGGGGCAUUAGACUGUCGUCAGUGUGAUUUCGUAAACGUUUAUUAUUUCAUCGAGUCAUUUCUAUGCAUUGGCCACUAGGUGCUGGUGUUAUAUAUUCGGGUUGUCAAAGUUGUCCGUCCUGAAGACUUUCCCCAAAAAUAUAUAUAUAUGUAUGU
This is a messenger RNA of Ictalurus punctatus (channel catfish), 4447 nucleotides long. It is a transcript of the gene arhgap45a, whose product is annotated as Rho GTPase activating protein 45a. Lineage: Eukaryota; Metazoa; Chordata; Actinopteri; Siluriformes; Ictaluridae. Gene Ontology annotation, biological process: signal transduction; activation of GTPase activity. Gene Ontology annotation, cellular component: membrane. The record is from RefSeq and is a predicted model, not a curated record. The transcript is spliced from 23 exons. The coding region runs from base 189 to 3512 and encodes 1107 amino acids. Gene Ontology annotation, molecular function: GTPase activator activity.